This is a messenger RNA of Perca flavescens (yellow perch), 1774 nucleotides long. It is a transcript of the gene tmem200cb, whose product is annotated as transmembrane protein 200C, genome duplicate b. The record is from RefSeq and is a predicted model, not a curated record. Lineage: Eukaryota; Metazoa; Chordata; Actinopteri; Perciformes; Percidae. The transcript has 2 exons. Bases 176 to 1774 code for a protein of 532 amino acids.
CCGCCCCUGCCGGUCUAUUGUGAGUCCGCGUUCAACUGGAAACCACUCUUCCAGACAAGGCACCAAAGUGGCGCAACACGACAUGCACAGCUGAACGAGUGUGCGCCUUUGAAGAUGUUUGAUUGUCACCCAUCAAUUUCUGGUUGAGUGACAAGCCUGCUGUCCAAUCACCAACAUGAUAGCCACAGGUGGCCUGCUGCGCAUGAACAGGCGCCAGGAUUCCCUCCGCUCUAAAAACCGAGCGGAAAACAAAAGGAAGCGGAAAUCCAAGAAAAAGAAGAAGAACGAUGUGGUGGUGGUAAAGGGGAAACUCAAUCUGUGCUCCCCGGCCGGUUUUGUGGCUGCUGUGGGAGUUAUAGUUCUCAUGGUGGGGAUUUCCAUGGCAGUCCUGGGCUACUGGCCCAGCCAGAACCAGCAGCAGUACCAGGAGCGCCGCAGAACUGGAGGAUACCACGCCAACAAGAUGAGCUACUCCAAAAGUCCACCUGUUUCCUCUAACUUGACCCAUAAUAAGCCUCCCUCCGGACAGACAAGUUUAUUCAACCAGAGCCAUUCUAACAGCAGCGCGCCCGAUUCCUCCCGCCACUGUGGUUUCCUGUGUGACUUCCUGAAUAAUUACCUGUACUCAGACAAUCUAAAAGUCUUCGGACCACUGGUGAUGGGAAUCGGCAUUUUCCUCUUUAUCUGCGCCAAUGCAGUCCUCCAUGAAAACCGAGACAAGAAAACCAAAAUCAUCAACCUGAGGGAUAUCUACUCCACCGUAAUAGAUCUACACAGCAUACGGUCAAAGGAGUACUCGCCUCUAAAUGGUUUGGUGAACUACACGCAGUCGAGGAGUGCUGAGGGCCCGUCGGGCUCAUUCCCUGCAAGCGGGAUGCUUACCCGCAGCUCCUGGCCCUCCACUGGACUCAGUUUCCAGAGCGAGUUAGGCGGCGAUGAUGUGUUCAGACGCCCGUCGUUGGCCAGCAGGCCUCGGAGCUGGUCCCGAGAUGUCCAGACAUUCACGGACACUGUCUACAGCAUCUACAAAGACUACAGCAAUAGCAGCGAGCAGGCCCCGCAGCCGCGACAAUGGGAGACCACCUCCAUCGUCACCUCUUCUGUGAACGCUUUCACCCUCCCUGUGAUCAAACUGAACAACUGUGAGGUGGAGGAGUCUGAGAGAGCGCAGCCAGAGGGACACUCAGGGGAAGGGGUCGUUAUUGAGGCUGCUGCUGAAACCAUUAGCGAGGAAGGACAAGCCAGCAGCAGCCAGACCGACGAGACGGACGCCAAGGAGAGGGACGCCUCAACGGCAACAACAACGGAUCCCCCCCUGCCCCAUCACAGCCACCAGGACAUAGCCACAGACACAGCUGACCAACAGGGGGUGCCGCAGGCUCAGCCUCAACCACAGUGGACCCAGUUGUUUCCUCCACCUUCACCGGUUGCCAGGGAGAUGGGGUCACGGCUGUCGCUCAACUCCCUCACGGAUCAGCCCAGGUCUGCACGCCGCUGCAGCCUGUCUGUGUCUGUGGGUCGUCAAGGCGACAGAGCCAGGCGCUUCAGCUGCCCUCGUCUGGAGCGCUCCAACAGUAAGGGCUACAUCAAACUGGCGGACCUGGUGGGCGAGUCCUUCGAAGCCCCCGACACAGACACUUCUUUAGUGGCCACCGAACAGGAAGUAGCAUUGGACGCAGCAGCAGCAGCAGCAGCAGCAGCAGCAGCAGCAGCGGAGGAAGAAGCUCAGGGAGAGGAUAAUCUGGUGACAGCCAGCACCUCUGCAGAAUCCUAG